AUGUCUUUUACCAAAACUUAUUUCCUCUGCCCGACAGAUGAUUUCAUCUACCCGCCACCGACGGGUCCGCUGCGCCUCGGCUCUAUACUUCGCUCGACAUCUGCGCCGCAGCUUCCCCUCAACGUCGCCAGCGUCGUUCCAGUGGCGAAUCCGACCCCGCCCCAGGUGGAAACAGACUGGCGGAAGACGGUGUCGACGAGGACGGGACUCGGCUUGGGGGUGUAUGCGCAGUUUCUGCAGCUGGCUGUGGGCGUGUCAGGCAUUGGUCCUCAAGUCGAAGUUGAAUGGUCCCGCCACAUGGCCAAUGUCUUCGCCUUUGACACCAUGACUACUCUAUCCUUUGAGCCGACGCCACUGUACGUGGAGGAAGCCGUCAAGACACCGACUGUGCAGGCCUGGCUGCGGGAGCCCAGGCAGAGAAUUUCCCCCGUCGUGACGAUUUUUCUCGUGACGGGAAUGAAGCUCGUCAAGGGCGCCAGAAUCCACCACUCGUCGUCGGGCAGUACCGCUGUCACGGCGAACCUAGGUGUGGACGUGCCUCCACUUGGCUUCACUGCUGGGCCAAAAGGCCGCUGGUCGAGUACAAAUGAUGACGAGACAGAGUUUAGUCGCGAGUCUGAAUUCAUCUUUGCCUUCCGUGUCAAGAGGAUUAGGGUUGGGCGGAACAUCCGUACCGAAGACUACCGCAAAGGUGCUUUCCUGGCGAAUGGAGACGAGAGCAAGUAUAAUCAUCUGGAGCCGAUAGUGGCGGACGAUGUAGAUGGAUCUACUCUCGAAAAUGCAGAUUUUGUUUCCGAUGCGACCGAGAAUGCUCCGGUUUACUGUGUCCCGGCUUAG
This is a messenger RNA of Cordyceps fumosorosea ARSEF 2679, 837 nucleotides long. RefSeq lists its product as hypothetical. The record is from RefSeq and is a predicted model, not a curated record. Lineage: Eukaryota; Fungi; Ascomycota; Sordariomycetes; Hypocreales; Cordycipitaceae. Bases 1 to 837 code for a protein of 278 amino acids. The transcript has a single exon.